Molecule: messenger RNA, 1335 nt
Organism: Antechinus flavipes (yellow-footed antechinus)
Lineage: Eukaryota; Metazoa; Chordata; Mammalia; Dasyuromorphia; Dasyuridae
Gene: BCL7C
Product: BAF chromatin remodeling complex subunit BCL7C
Exons: 6
Coding region: 571-1248 (225 amino acids)
Source: RefSeq, a predicted model, not a curated record
GGACAGGGGGCGGAGUGUCUCGUCCAGGGGACUGCUGCUCCUGGGUUUCCUGGCUGCAGCAGGGAAAUCCCCAAGCCAGAGCAGAACUAGGGGGCGGCUGGGGUAGGGGCGGGCUCAUAGAAGAAGCCAGAGAGAGGUGACAGAGAGGGAGACAGACACUGACGACAGGGAACAGAAGAAAGGGAAGGAGAGACAGUGAGGGAGGCAGGAAGAGUGACUCACAGAGAGAAGGGAAGACGACAGACAGCGGGGAGGAGAGAAAAGAAAAAAAAAAUUAAAGCAGGAAGAUAGGAUGGAAAACCAAGAGGGAAAGGAAGAGAGGUAGUGAAACAAACAGCCGGGUAGAUUGAGAAGUGGGGGAAACAGGAAGCCAGUGAACAAGGGGUAAGGGGAGAAAGGGACAGUCUGGAAGGGAGGAAGAGGCAAAACUGAGCAAGGCAGAGAGGGAACUCGAGGGGAAAAGAGCAUCAAGUGACCCAGAGAGAGGGAUUCGGGGAGUCCAGGAGGGGCAGAGUCAGGGUCCCUAGUGCAGGCCAGGUGGGCCUCAGGAGAAGCAACACCUCAAUUCCCAUGGCGGGCCGGACAGUGAGGGCUGAGACCAGGAGCCGGGCCAAGGAUGACAUCAAGAAGGUGAUGGCAACCAUCGAAAAGGUCCGGAGAUGGGAGAAACGCUGGGUGACAGUGGGAGACACUUCCCUCCGUAUCUACAAGUGGGUGCCUGUUGUGGACCCACAUGAGGAGGAACGUCGACGGGUGGGAAGUGGGGCUGAGAGGCCCCGAGUCAGGGAGCGGAGGGGUCGGGGAGCCAGUCCGAGAGGGGGUGGUCCCCUUAUCUUGCUUGACCUCAGUGCAGAUGAGAACAGCAAUCAGAGUUUCCAUUCAGAGAGUUCCCUGCAGAAGGGCACAGAGCCCAGCCCAGGGGGAACUCCUCAGCCUAGUCGACCAGCUUCACCUGCUGCUCAACCAGAUGGAGCUCCUGAAGAUGCCCAGCCCCCAAGACUGGGUCAGGAAAGAGAACCAGGAAGUGUGACUAUAGGUGGGACAGAUGAACCCCCAAUGCUGACCAAGGAAGAGCCUGUGCCCGAGUUAUUGGAGGCUGAGGUUCCUGAAGCUUACCCAGUCUUUGAACCAGUGCCCCCUGUACCUGAGGCAGCUGUGGGGGAGACUGAAGACUCCGAAGGGGCACCCCCUCUCAAGCGUAUCUGUCCAGAUGCCCCUGAAGGCAGUCCUCUCCCUUCGGAUCCUUGAGCCUAAAAAGCUGAUCCAUAAGUUCUUAUGUCCUGCCUCUCUUCCCCCACCCCAGGCCUUUACAAAUAAAGAAGCUUUUGUAGCCAA